Messenger RNA from Oncorhynchus tshawytscha (Chinook salmon), 2380 nucleotides. RefSeq lists its product as uncharacterized. NCBI's taxonomy places the organism in Eukaryota, Metazoa, Chordata, Actinopteri, Salmoniformes, Salmonidae. The record is from RefSeq and is a predicted model, not a curated record. Bases 1107 to 2198 code for a protein of 363 amino acids. The transcript is spliced from 3 exons.
ACAACAUGGUAGCAACAUAACAUAGUAGCAGCACAAAACAUGGUACAAACAUUAUUUGGCACAGUCAACAGCACAAAUGUCAAGAAGGUAGAGACAACAAUACAGCACACAACAGCCAAGGUGCACAUAAAACUGCACAGAGCUAGGGGGACCCAGUGAGAGGCAUGACGUUCCAGUCAUAAGGUUUGUGCCUGGCUGGACCACGACGUGCCGAAUAGCACGUCCCAUUUCUUGCCUGACGACUCAUCCUGAAUUUAAUUCCGCUGCUAUAUCGAAUGCUUCCCGGAGAAGAAACGUUAGUGGGUGUUGCGUUUGCCCGGAGCGAUGUGGAUGGGCAGCUAGGCAAUCUAAUUUCGGCCAUGAGAUAAAACACACAACUUCCUUUUUCAGUUUUUUUUUUAUACCCUAACAGAGUUGUGUGGCCACUUUGUUAUUGUUUCAACAAGGACUCUAGCUUUGAGAGUAUAUUCUAGAUACCUGUAAAUAAUUUACAUCUGAAUCAAAUUAACAUAGGCCCAUGCCCUCUAUUUAUAGCCUUACGUUAUAUUAUGCAUAUUAUAAUACUGUUAUAAGGGGCUAUUUUAGAUUAUAUUGUAUAUGACAUUUUACUAUAGAUUACAGAAAUGUUAGGGUUAGUCUUAAUUAUAGAUAUUGAAUGAAAUAGUCAGCAACAUAGUGGACACCAUCCUGUAAAUCACGAAUAGUGACAAGCAGCAAAUCCAGUUCUAGAAAUUGUUACAUUUUCUUAGAUAACAUGGAGAUUAGCAACAACCUGUCAACUGCAAUUUGUUUUCUCACGCCCCCUCCUAUUUCUCUCUUCGUUUCCCCUACGUCACUUCUGAGCGCCCUGUUGUAGCGGAGUUGUCAUGGCAACGACGUUCUAUCUCCGCUCCAAACACUUCGUGGGCCAAGCACAUCUUUGACUUUGUUUGGGGUCGUCUGCCGAUACCUGCCAAACUGUAAUAAAUAUUUGAUGACUAUUCUAUGUUACUGCCUAUUAAGUUGAAUGUCAAACCCCCAGGGAGCAAAUGCUUGCAUGGUAUUGCUAAGGAAAAUGUCGAACUCGACCCACUUUAAUGAUUUCACCCUGAAAGGCUCAUCUUAGAAUGGACAAAUUCAAGGAAUGGGAUCAGGCGCCUGUAGAAGUGGCUGAAGACAGAAGUGUGGCAGUGGAGUACACAGGAUGGGACCAGAGCUGCCAACUACCCAACAGGGGCCAUGUCGAUGCCCUUUUGGAUAUCAGCGAUGAUACCUCAUCCAAAGAGCAGGAGCCAUUUGAGUUUCUCUGUCUCUCCGGAUGGGAGGAAGCUAUCCGGGGCUGGGGUAGAACUACUCCACUUGGCUGCCUGGUUCAGACCCAGAGGAGAGGAAAGAGGGUCAAGACUGGAGACACAGACCACCACUGCCACCUGUGUGUGGACCUCGUGAAGCUCUCGGACCCCCCUGACUCUGAAUCCAGUUUAACCCACUCCCCUGAGUCCUUCUGGGACUCCACCCUGGACCCAUGGGUGAAAACCUCCCCCACAAGCCUGGGAGACUUCCUGAACAGACCCUACAGUCACACCUCUAGCAUCUCUUCAGAGGAGUCCCCACCAGAGUCCUUCAGGGACCUUCAGAAAGCCACACAGCAACUGACACUCCGAGACAAGAUGAUGGAGGACAAGGGUGAGAUGUGUGAGAUCAGUGACUCACUGCUGGGCUCGGCCCCCUCGCAGGGUCACCACCACUCAGCCUCAGAGUGUCCCAUGACGCUGAUCAUCAACAGCUUCGCCGUCCUACCGCCCGUGAAGGCCUCCCAGCCCAGACACCCUAAGGUCACCAGCCAGCUCCGGAGGGUGGAGGCUGGACCGGGACGCAGCGCCUCAGACGGGGAGACCGCAGAGGCUGGGUCAGACGGUGUCACGCCUGCCUGGGGGAGCGGAGGAGGUGUGGAGAGCCAGCAGAGCCACCACCUGCUGUCUGCAUUCAGCAUCCCUGUCCCCAAGAGAUGUGACAUGCCCCUCAGCACACUGUCAGAUCCUCUACCCCGCGCCACCUACCCCCUGGACAGACACCUCAGACAGGAUCCCCGGACCAGCAGUGCUCAUAGACUCUACUUUGGACUGAAGACCAAGAUCCUGAAGCGUGCAGAGCCCCAACUGCCCAUUCUGUUUGGAACCAGGGUGCCCAUCCCAGCCUCUGCACAGAGACUACUCUGAACAGAGACUGUUACUUCGCACUCCAUACUCUCUCCCAACCCAAAAGCUCAGCCUCUGUGGGUUUGUGAUUAAAAAGAAACUUUGUGAAAUUUCUUCAUAUUUUUUGUAUGACACUGAUGACUGUAUUAAAAAAAAAAGCUGUGACGAAUUCAACUUGGUCGUAUUAAACUACAUGGAAUUAA